Molecule: messenger RNA, 396 nt
Organism: Laetiporus sulphureus 93-53
Lineage: Eukaryota; Fungi; Basidiomycota; Agaricomycetes; Polyporales; Laetiporaceae
Product: DNA-binding domain of Mlu1-box binding protein MBP1
Exons: 5
Coding region: 1-396 (131 amino acids)
Cellular component (GO): MBF transcription complex; SBF transcription complex
Molecular function (GO): DNA binding; transcription regulator activity
Source: RefSeq, a predicted model, not a curated record
AUGCCUUCUGCGAGCACCGAACAGCCCAACGUGGGACCGCGGUUCCGCCCGUAUGCAAGCCCCAAUCAUCAUGUCACCAAAGGUCGCUAUAUUACAAGCAAUGAUCCUCGAGGUUAUAUACCUGUGUACGAGUACCCGCUGAACGGUCAAUGGAUCAUGCUUGACAUGGAUGACGGUUAUGUCCUCUGGACUGGCAUCUGGAAAGCUUUAGGCAACAAUAAAGCUGACAUCGUCAAGAUCAUAGACUCACAGCCGGAUCUCGCGUCACGACUGCGUCGCGUGCGUGGGGGCUACUUGAAGAUUCAAGGCACAUGGAUGCCUUACGAAAUUGCGCUUCGUUUAGCACGCCGUGUCGCGUGGACUAUCCGCCACGAUCUUGUGCCACUGUUCGGGUGA